This is a messenger RNA of Talaromyces proteolyticus, 1941 nucleotides long. RefSeq lists its product as uncharacterized. The record is from RefSeq and is a predicted model, not a curated record. The annotation marks the transcript as partial. The transcript has 2 exons. NCBI's taxonomy places the organism in Eukaryota, Fungi, Ascomycota, Eurotiomycetes, Eurotiales, Trichocomaceae.
AGCUCUCAGCAGCAAUCACAACAGCCGCAACAACAACAAGCCGACUUUCAAUCAGCGCACAAUUCGCAUAUGGACCAUAGCAACUAUGACACCACAGAAAACCAGCUCGCUGGUCUUGUACAAGCUGCUACUGCUGCAGCAGGCCAGGAAGUCUCCGAUUGGGCUACCGCAGCAGCCGCCGCCGCCGCCGCCGGGCAUCAUCACCUCGAGGGAUAUUCGGCAGACCUAAAUCUUGCAGAGGACGGUUUCGGUGAUGGGGCAUUCGGUGGCCUUGGUUCUGCGCCCGCUGCUAAUCGCCAGCUUCGAGGGUCGACGGCCAACGGGCAAGGACAGGGUUUAUCGCGAGCUGUUUCGAAGAAGAGGAAACGCGGAGAAGAGGCACUUGACCCGGCGUUGACUGCUGCUGGCGGCCAGGGUGAUCAACAACAGCAGGCAUUUGAUGCAAGCGAAUUGAGUAUCAGAGAACUGCCCCCGCAACAAUCGUUGACUGAUGCGCGAGCUGCGGGCGUGCAUUCUGCAGCUGCCCUAUUUCGACAACCGUCCAAUACUAAGAAGUACACUCGUCCUCCAAUGUCGCGAUUAUUUGCGUCGCUUGAGCUAUCGCCGGAGAACUUUUUGCAUCUACAAGCGGCUGCGAAGAACUACAUGCUAGACGAUAACCAUCCAGAGCGACGAGAGUGCGUCGGCCAACGCGGAAAAGGGGAUACUGAAAUGGUGAAGUUGCGGCUAUGGAACUGCGUGCGCGACUUUCUUGAUGCUGAAGGGUAUGGAGAACGGUUCUUCGGAGAGCAUGUUACCAAUGAAGAUAUGCCACCUCGGCAGUUCAUUUGGCCACGCGAUCAGCAUAAGAUCAUUUCGCUCGUUAUUCCGUUGCUUCGUCGUAUGGUCACAAACGAGCGUCAGAGACAGUAUGCGAUUGAAACUCGUAAGGGUGGGGUAGUUGAAGAGCGCAAACGCAGAAAGACGGAUGACAUUAUUCAAGAUUUGAAUACCUCUGAGCACACACAGGAUGCGCAACAUCAGCACCGGCAAAUGCACCAGCACGGACAUGAUCACUUCCUAUCAGCCCCUCCGCCUCCUCUGCCUCCACAUAUAUCAUCUUCAUCACCUGAAAUGGGCUUGGGUCUGUCAGAACUAGUGAUGGACGGGUACCCUGCAGAUUGGGAUAAUGUGUCUAAGUCGUACAGUGCACUGAACCAAGACUAUCAGUUAGAUACGCUUUGGGGAGUAUCAGGCUUGCAGCAGCCAGACUGGUGGGGACUUGUUGCUGCUAUAGACAGCCAUUAUCAAGUGAUGCAUCACGGCAACCCAACGGAUUGCGUUCCUGCUUGCGAAAAGAAUUAUAUGGAUAACAUUAUCUCGUCUGAUGAACUUAUCAGCCUAGAUUGGAGAGUUGGUGGCGGAUCUGACAAGACCGUCCGUGAGCAAUUCGCAAGCAGCAUCACCCGUGAUCUCACGCGAAUAAUCAAAGAGAAUCUCGUCAAAAGAGGACAGGAGCCUACUCCCUCUCACCUCAACACCCCGACUCACACAGAGACACACGGGCUGUCGCACACUUCGUACAUGCAAUCAAUACACCAGUCCCCGUUUGACUCGGGCCCAGCAACAAACCACACCCACCACGACGAGACGUCGCCCAUCACCCUGCGACUCAAUGUUAUCCAAGACGGCAAACGCGUGGUUCCGCGACUCGAUGUUACAGCAGAACAAUGUCCCGAUCUCCCCAGCUUGCGCAACCUGAUCGGCCACCGCUUCGCCACCCAGCUGCCGACUUACCGACUAGAUGGGAACGGUAACGUGGAUUCGUCGCGUUGGAAAAUUCAAGUCUGGCUCCCUGAGGGCUUGGUUUCGGUGACCAACGACGGCGAUUGGACGAUCGCGCAGCUGUCGGCUGGCACGAUCGACUGGAUGGACAAUGAUUUACGAGUUGUCGUUGACAUU